Molecule: messenger RNA, 1041 nt
Organism: Cucurbitaria berberidis CBS 394.84
Lineage: Eukaryota; Fungi; Ascomycota; Dothideomycetes; Pleosporales; Cucurbitariaceae
Exons: 1
Coding region: 96-944 (282 amino acids)
Source: RefSeq, a predicted model, not a curated record
UGACUUGGUACAGGCCCCCGUCUGAUUGAUGUUGCUCAGGCGGUUUUUCUUCCCUUUUCUCUACAUUGUAUAAUAGCCACCAAAAGCAACGGAAAAUGAGCAGCUCAUCUGCGCGGACGAAGUUUCGAUCCGCCCUCGUUGCAGGCUCCCUCCUUACCCUUUCCUAUACACCACAGUGUUUCGCGGCGACAGAUAGCCGCGCAUGCUACGACUCCAAGAACAAUAUCGUCUCACACCAGCCGUGCGUAGCACCCGGUACUAAGGCAGUUUCACACUGCUGCUCCACGAUCGAUACCUGCCUUGGCGACACGCUUUGCCUCAGCCAAUUCGGAACACUCUACGUCGGCUCCUGUACAAUCAAGGACUGGUCGGGGGGCAACCAAGGGCGCGGCGACUGCCCAAAGUACUGUAGCACUCAAGGUCUGGAUAUCGGGCUGUGCAAUUUCACGUCACAAGGGUGGGAGUUUUGCUGUGGUGCGCUGAAGGGAAUCGAUGAGUGUUGUGCAGGACAAAGGUUUACGAUUCAAAAUACUACGAAUCAAUAUCUGCAGCAGAGGGUGUGGAAUAAUGCCAACGGGUCCGAGAGCCCGUCGCCUUCGACAAGCUCCGCGGCAGCAGCAUCAUCAUCAUCAUCAUCAUCAUUAACAAGUUCCUCUACCAAUUCGAGCCAAUGUCCAGCGCCUGCUAGCAACAGCAGCAUGGGAGCGCUGAUUGGCCUUGGUGUUGGACUCGGGAUACCUUUACUCAUAGCUCUGGCUCUGUUGUCAUGGGAGAAUCGCAAGCGACGACAUGCGGAGGCGCAAGCGCAACUGACGCAUCAUAGUGCUCAAUACCAGGUGCACGAGGUUGGAGCAGGAAAUGUCAAGUCAGAGCUGGCGUCCCAUGAGCCGGUCCAUGAAUUGGCAUCUGAAAGGGAAGGACAUGAGCAGAGGUGGAGAUCAUGAUAGAAAGCUGUACACGUAUGACUUCAGUCAGAUGUCAGUAGCAGGAAUAGGAUGCCAGUAUCUGCUAUGGCGACGGCCAUGGAAAGAUGUAAGGAAU